AUAUUAAAGAUUUUGCCAAAAUAGCUGCACCAUUAUUCCAAUUCACAAGGAAACAUAUCAGUUUUGCAAAAAAUUGGACGUCAACAACCAAGCAAGCAUAUGACAAAUUAAAACAAGCUUUAACAACACCACCACUACUAUUAAAUUUUCCAGAUGAUAAUUCACAAUUAGUAUUAUCCACUGAUGCAUCAGGAGCAGGUAUGGGUGGUGUUCUUCGACAGCAUACACCAAAUGGCAUAAAAGUUAUUAAAUAUUUAUCGAAAAAAUUCAAUAACGCCCAGAAAAAAUAUUCCACAACAGAAAAAGAAUGUAUGGCCAUGGUUUGGUGUAUACAACAAUUAAAAGAAUAUGUAUGGUGCCGACCAUUCAUUGUAGAAACUGAUCACUGCCCCUUAUGCAGUUUUGGAAAAAAGAAAUCAAACAAUUCAAGAAUUGAUAGAUGGCAGGUGGCAUUAUCAGAAUAUCAAAUUAUGGCUAUCAAAUAUAAACGAGGUAAAUGUAACUGCGAUGCAGAUUUAUUAUCUAGAUAUCCAGAACAAUCUCCUGACCCUGAUGAUGAACAACAAUUGCUAUCAAGACAAUACCAAAACGAAGAGAACCCAAACCAAGAAUUAUCGUCACCUGUUAUUAUCAAUGCUAUCACAAGAUCCAGCACUAAACAGUUACAAUCACACGCAUCGCCCAAUACAAGUAUGACACGAUCGAAAACGCAGAAGGCAACAAAUCCAAUAAAAACAACAAAUACAGCAAAUGAUAUAUCAAUUAUACAAACAAAUACUCCAUUACCCACAACAUCACCAUCGCUCAAUAUUGAUUUCAGUCUGGGACGCAUUAAGAAUGAACAACAAAAAGAUAAAAUUAUCCAAGCUAGAAUGCAGCAAAUCAAUAACGAUCCACACAAAUAUUCAUCAGACAUCGUCCAAGAUGGUAUACUAUACAAAUUAAUUGAAAGAGGUGUCUCAACAAAAUUUAAAUUACCCUGGAUACCAACAAAAAUACAAUCCGAAAUCUUAUUUGCAUAUCAUGAUCACCCUUUCAGUAGCCAUUUUGGUGUGCGACGAACAUAUCACAAAAUUAGAAAUAAAUAUUACUGGAUAAAUAUGUUUGAAUCCAUACAAAAUUACCUUCGAUCCUGUCAAAAAUGCACCCAAUUCAACACACAACGACGGAAGCAGCCUGGUCUCUUACAAAAUCAACAGCCACCACAAGGCGUUUUCGAAAUUAUGCAAAUGGAUUUCUGGAAAUCCCCAUUCAAAUCAUCCGAAGGUAACCAAUAUGUAUUAGUAGUUACGGAUCGGUUAUCCAAAUAUGUGUUUGCCAAAGCGUUACCAUCAGCAACAGCCAAAGACGCAGCACAAAUGAUAUACGAAGACAUUGUAUUAAAACAUGGUGCAAUCAAACAAUUACAAUCAGACCAAGGCCCUCAUUUCAAGAAUGAAUUAAUGGAAGCCAUCACAAAAUUAACCGGAUGCAAACAAAUAUUCUCUAUCCCAUAUCAUCCAAUGUCUAACGGUCAAGUCGAAAGAUUCAAUUCAACAUUCUGCGACCAAUUGAAGAAAUACAAUAACAUCAAUAUUAACGACUGGGACGAAUAUUUACAAUCCAUUGUAUUCGCAUACAAUUCUGGCAUUCACGCAACAACGGGCUUUACACCAUAUGAAGUUGCAUUCACUCGAAAAUUGUUAUCACCAUUUGACCCACCAUCCGCAAUAAUAACAAUGUCAAAAUCAAAUGAUUAUUGGGACAAAGCGAAUGCAAUUAAGAAAAUUGUUAUUCGUGCUGUUCGAUUUAACAUCCAACAACAGCAACAACUAAGUAAACAACGAUAUGAUCGAGGAAGACAACAUCCACAAUAUAAAAUCGAUGAUUUAGUUUGGGUCAAAAUAUUAACUGAAAGAUCAAAAUUAGAUGGAAGACAUCAUGGGCCAUUUCGGAUUGUACAAAAAUUAAGUGAUGUGAAAUUUAUCGUUCAACAUGAAGAAGAACAUUAUCAACAAGAAAAACAUAUCAAUCACCUAAUUCCAUAUUAUGAACGUUAUUAG
Didymodactylos carnosus is the source of this 2042-nucleotide messenger RNA. The record is from the annotation of a GenBank genome assembly. Lineage: Eukaryota; Metazoa; Rotifera; Eurotatoria; Philodinida; Philodinidae.